Penicillium odoratum is the source of this 1089-nucleotide messenger RNA. RefSeq lists its product as uncharacterized. Gene Ontology annotation, molecular function: hydrolase activity. Bases 1 to 1089 code for a protein of 362 amino acids. Lineage: Eukaryota; Fungi; Ascomycota; Eurotiomycetes; Eurotiales; Aspergillaceae. The transcript has a single exon. The record is from RefSeq and is a predicted model, not a curated record.
AUGCCCUCGCCUGCGCGGGUUAAAACUCGCAUUUGCAUGAUCUCCGAUACCCACACCAACGUCCCUCUCCCAGCCGACGAAAAGAAGCACGCAUACCGAGACCCGCUUCCAAAAGCCGACGUCCUUCUCCAUGCCGGCGAUCUUACCAAGGUCGGCUACAAAGUCGAGCACGAGGCCAUGGUCUCGAUGCUCAAGGCCGCAGAUGCCGAGCUAAAGCUCGUCAUCGCCGGCAACCACGAUCUCACCCUCGACGAAGAAUACUUUACCGAUUUCGGCUACACACGGCACCGCAAGCCCAUUCGCCUCGGCGCCGCACAACCAAUCCUCGAAGACGACGAGCAGUCCAUCACGCAAACAAUCCGCAAUGGCGCCGUCCCUCCCCUCUCAGACCUGAAAGCCUACGUCCGCCGCAUCAAAGACCUCUGGACCAACCAAUCCGCCCGGGAUGCAGGCAUCCGCUACCUCGAAGAAGGCGUACACUCAUUCACACUAUCCAAUGGCGCAAAACUCACCGUCUACGCUUCGCCAUACCAACCGGAAUUCUGUCGCUGGGCUUUCGGCUACCCCCGCAGUGAAGAUCGCUACAAUCCUCCCUUUCCAGGCACCAGCUCCAGCUCCGAUCCACCUGCCAACCCGGUCCCUGACCACCCAAAUAUCGAUAUCAUGCUCACACAUGGUCCACCAGCUGGUAUCCUCGAUCAAGUAGGAACGGGCAACAUAACCGACCGCACUGGAAUAUCAUCAGAAAACCAUGUAGGCUGUACGCAUCUUCUCCGCGCUGCUGAACGUGCUCGUCCCCGCAUCUACCUUUUCGGACAUAUUCAUGAAGCAUGGGGCGCAGUGCGCGGUACUUGGAAUACCUUCGCCGACGGCGGGGUCGAGCAAGAGCCUAUUAUUGUAAAAGAAGAAGAGAUGGUCGAGAACCGCGGCGCGUUCUAUGAUAUGAGCGAAAGCGGAGAGAAGCCGCUGGAGUUUGGGAGGGAGACUUUGUUUGUUAAUGCUAGUAUUUGUACACUCUCUUACAGGCCGGAGAAUGCGCCUUGGGUUGUUGAUUUGGAUCUUCCUCUGGCUGGACUGAGGCCACUCUGA